Messenger RNA from Molossus molossus (Pallas's mastiff bat), 2515 nucleotides. RefSeq names its product family with sequence similarity 114 member A1 (gene FAM114A1). The record is from RefSeq and is a predicted model, not a curated record. The coding region runs from base 1 to 1308 and encodes 435 amino acids. The transcript is spliced from 12 exons. NCBI's taxonomy places the organism in Eukaryota, Metazoa, Chordata, Mammalia, Chiroptera, Molossidae.
AUGGGCAGGCUGGGGAUCCUGGGGCAAAUCUCUGCUCUCAUCAGCAUCUGCCACAGUCAUGGAUUGACAGCAGUCAAAGAAAAAGCAGGAGCCACCCUGCGGAUUCAUAGUGUAAAUUCUGGCUCUUCUGAAGGGGCCCAACCUGACAUGGACAAUGAUGUCCCUCAAAUAGCAGAUGCAGCCACAGAUCCGAGCUCUGCAGAAGGCCCACCCACUUCUCCUUCAGCAGGGUCUCGGGGCAUGCUGUCAGCCAUCACCAAUGCGGUUCAAAACACAGGUAAAAGCGUCUUAACAGGGGGGCUUGAUGCUUUGGAAUUCAUCGGCAAGAAAACCAUGAAUGUCCUCGCAGAAAGUGACCCAGGCUUUAAGCGGACCAAGACGCUCAUGGAAAGGACUGUUUCUUUAUCUCAGAUGUUAAGGGAGGCCAAGGAGAAGGAGAAGCAGAGGCUGGCGCAGCAGCUCACGGCCGAGAGGACUGCGCACUACGGCAUGCUGUUUGAUGAGUACCAAGGUCUGUCACACCUGGAAGCUCUGGAAAUUCUGUCCAAUGAAAGCGAAAGCAAGGUUCAGUCAUUUUUAGCAUCAUUUGAUGGAGAGAAGCUGGAACUCUUAAAAAAUGACCUAAUUUCCAUUAAAGAUAUCUUUGCAGCCAAAGAAUUAGAGAAUGAAGAGAAUCAAGAAGAACAAGGCUCAGAAGAAAAGGGAGAAGAAUUUGCUAGCAUGCUCACGGAGCUUCUUUUUGAAUUACAUGUUGCGGCCACACCUGACAAACUCAAUAAGGCCAUGAAGAAAGCUCAUGACUGGGUGGAAGAUGAUCAAACUGUGGUGCCAAAAGAGGCGGCAGAAGAGAUGGGGGAGAAAACGAUGGAAGAAAAGGAAGAGGAACCUGAAAACCCUACAGAAGACGAAAAAGAAGAAAGGAAAACUAAGACAGUGGAGGACGUAUACAUGCUGUCCAUCGAGAGUCUGGCAGAAGUCACAGCCCGCUGUAUCGAGCAGCUUCAUAAAGUGGCAGAAUUGAUUCUUCAUGGACAAGAAGAGGAGAAACCAGCCGAGGACCAAGCAAAAGUUCUGAUAAAAUUAACUACUGCAAUGUGCAAUGAAGUGGCCUCCUUAUCAAAGAAGUUUACAAAUUCCUUAACUACUGUUGGGAGCGACAAGAAGGCCGAGGUCCUUAACCCCAUGAUCAAUAGUGUAUUGUUAGAGGGCUGCAAUAGCAUGACAUACAUCCAGGAUGCCCUCCAGCUGCUGCUGCCCAUUCUGCAGGUUUCACAUCUUCAGACCAGUUGUUCAGAAGCACAGCCAUGACCUGGCCAGUCCACCCAGUUCAAGGAAACAGCAGGCCACAUGGCUUUGAUAUAUGUAUCAUCGAAGGUGAUGUCUUCUAUGCAGCUGGCUACAGACACCAGUUUGAGGACACUACAAGCAAUUUUGCACAGACAGUAUUGAGAAUGCAAGUUUAAAGAGAAUAUAAUUUCUCUUAAUGUAUAUGGUUGUUUUACAAAUAAUUGUGUUUUCUUGGUGUUAAUUUAAACCUACACUGCUUUGUAUUGGUAAUUUCCUUUCAUCUGAAAUUCAUUCACAAAUACUCAUUGCCAUUUUUCUGUUCAAGCAGCCUAUAUUUAGAAAUUCAUGAGCAGACCCUAGACUUUUUUUUAACCCUUUAAAUUUCCACCUUUACAUUUUUCAUUCUUAUAGUGUUACUUUAAAGCAGUUCUUAUACUGAACUUAGUUUUGUUAUAUAAGUGUCAUGGACAAAGAUAACACUACUUAUAGAUUUACCUAUAAUAGUUAAAGAGGAAUAUAAGUAUCUCUUUAGAGCCAUUCACUCUUGAAACAAGCAUUUAUUGAGCUCAUACUGUGUGCUCACAAUAAUGGAACAUGAUCUCACCCCAAAAGAGACAGAUUGAAAGAGGGUUUAUAAUAAUUCUUAACUGCUUUAAAAUACUAAUAAAUUUUCUGAACCUUAAAAAUGUAAAGAACAAGUUACAUUCAUGAUUUUUAAAAUGUUCUACCCUUCAAUUCAUUGUAUUUUUUUCACCCUUUCUGAGCUUUUUUAUCCCACAUUUAGUAUAUGGGGUGAAAAUAUAUGUGAAAAGGUGUACGACACAGUAUUUAGUUUAAAAUAGAAAAUUAAAGGUAUUUCAACACAGUAGACCCCUAGGACUGCAUUUUUAAAUCUACUACAGUGGAGUCAGACUGUUUUGUGAAUACACGAUCAUAUUCACCAGAAGCCAAUACCAUCAUUGCUUCUAAGGGGCAGGAAAUACUGAUGUGUGGUUUGACUGACUGGUACAUUGAUCUAUGAAAGGCUGCACAGAGGACCCUGCAGCCAGGACAGGCAUUGCCAAUGGGCAUUUCUCUUCCUGAACUGCAUAUGUUCAUUCUGGGGUGGGGUGCUGUGUGACGCUUCUCUUUUAGACAUCCUCACAGGCACUGCCACGAGAUAUCUUGGCCCGUGGCUCUCCUUGGUGUAUCGGAACAACGCUCUAACCAACUGAACUACCCAGCCAAG